AUGGCGAAUACAAUUUGGACUAUCAAUAUAGUUGGCCUGGCAUUCAUUGCCAUUUCCCUACUAUGUACUUUCAUUAUGACAGUCGCGGGGUUCAUUACUCUUCACCGUCGUGGAGACUACGCUCGUUCAUAUGUUUCUUGGAUUAAAGCCUCGAUGACCCUCGGUACAAUAUGGAUGGCACUUUGGAUUGGUGCUAUGCUUUCGCCAGUCUCGUAUUAUUACAGAGGGGACAUCUACGACAGUCCCCGUUUCCACGUUUACGCCCUCUAUCAACUCUUCUACCUCGUAACACUUGCAGUAGUUAUGGCCACUCAAAUUGAGGUCGCUCGCGGUUUCAAAGACGAAUCCAGUGGCUGGAUCAAGGGCAAGACAUCAAAGAUCCUUCUAGGAGUAUUUGUCGUUCUGAGCGUCAUCCGCUUUAUUCUCUACGAAGUCUCAGGCGUAACAACAAUCUGGGUUAACGUCGGGGCCUAUGCUAUAGAUCUGAUUCAGUUCAUUCUUCUCUGGGUCGGAUCUAUUGUCUCUCUAGUGUAUCUUGUUAAGGGAAAGGGGUACUUUAACCCCAACAUUCAAAACUCUCACCGGGUGUAUCGAUCCCUGCUAGCCAUAUUUAUCCUCACUCUAUUGCGCCAAACCUUCGAAGGCUUAUAUGCCAUCGCGUAUUUCGUUUCGCUAUUUAUCAGCACCUACGACACUCACGCCAACGUCUGGAUGACCAUCCUAUAUAUCCCCCGCAUCAUCUUCACGGCAUGGAUGGUCACAGCAACCUUUGGUGUUUUCUUCAGCCUUGCCUCACUCUUUAAGCGUGGGCCAACUCGCGUCAAAUACGAUGGAGAGUCAGCGUAA
Messenger RNA from Clonostachys solani, 846 nucleotides. Lineage: Eukaryota; Fungi; Ascomycota; Sordariomycetes; Hypocreales; Bionectriaceae. The record is from the annotation of a GenBank genome assembly.